UAAUGGAAGGCGGAGCUUAACCAACUACAAAUGAAACAAAAGAAGGACAUGAAUUACAUGUUCAAACCUUAGAAAAUAAGAUUAGAGAACUUCCUCUAAAGGAUAGACUCAAAGCUAUUGCCAUCUAACAUCAUUAUCUAUAAAAAGAGAAAUUAGACAAGGAAUGUGAUGAGAAGAUUCAUGCUGUUUAAAAACAAUAUGAUAUUAAAUCAUUACCAAUCUAUGCAGAAUAACAAUCUCUCAUUAAUGGUUAAAGAGCUGUAAGUGCAGAAGAACAAGAACUUUUUAAGGAUUUCUUUUCUGAAGCUGAAUUAUAAGAAGCUCUUUAAAUUGCCUAAAAAACAGAACCAAUUGAUAAUUAUUGGGGAACUGUCUUAACAAAUUGCGAUAAUUUAUCUCAUGUUUUUGGAGAAAAGGAUAAAGACAUCCUUAAAUACUUAACUUCAAUUGUUUUGGAAACCUCAGCUGAUACUGAAGUCUUCACUCUUAGAUUUACAUUUAAAGAUAAUGAAUAUUUCAAGAAUAAAGAAUUGACAAAGAAAUUUAUUAUUGAAGAAGGCAAAGAUUUCCCUACAAGUACAGUUGGAACUGUAAUAGAAUGGAAUGAAGGCAAAGAUGUUACAGUUAAGAUAGUAGAAAAAGUAAAUGAUUUAUUAAUAUUUAAGAAAUAAAAAAAUAAGAAGACAGGAGCAUCUAGAGUAAUCAAAAAGAAGGAAACAUAAUUAAGUUUCUUCAAUUUCUUCAAGAAUUCAGAAGAUAAGGAUGAAGGAGAUGAAGAAGGAAAAGCUGGAGUAUUAAAUAUUUAUAAUAAUUUAUAGAAUAUUGAUGAAGAUUAUGAAAUUGGAAAGACAAUAGCAGAAGAAGUCAUACCUUAUAGUUUAGAAUAUUUCUUAGGAAUUAAUCCAGAUGAUGAAGAUUAUGAAGAUGUUGAUGAAGAUGAAGAUGAUGAGGAUGAUGAAGAUGAAGAAGAUGAUGAUGAUGAAGGUGAUGAUAAAAAGAAAAAGAGUGUAAGUUUUAUUAUAUAAAUUUUAUUAGUAAAGAAAGAAGAGUGGUGACAGUAAAAAGUCUGAUAAAGAUAAAAAAGGAAAAGCUGAAAAACCAGAAUGCAAAUAAUAAUGAGAGU
This is a messenger RNA of Paramecium pentaurelia, 1123 nucleotides long. NCBI's taxonomy places the organism in Eukaryota, Ciliophora, Oligohymenophorea, Peniculida, Parameciidae. The record is from the annotation of a GenBank genome assembly.